CGUUCGUUUUGCGGUGGUGCUUCUGCCUCGGGGGGCUGUUGUCCAGUCAUAUUUAAUAGCUCUUUGAUACUUUAGCUCAAAUUUUAUUCAAAGACUUUUCAAAAUGAUGAAUCCGGAACCAGCAGCUGGUGCUGGUCGACCACAGCAAACUGCUACUGACGAUUCACCUUGGUGGCUAAAAUAUGCUAUUCGAUUUCUUGGCAGCGUAAGCUCAUUAGCAUGUUUGGCAUUGGGAGCUAUGGCCUGCAUUACUAUCACUCCUAAAUGUUUGCUUGCUGGAAUUGUUCAGAUGCUAAAUGGUGUUCUUGUGGCUCUUAUUGAAGCUCCAUGUUUGUGCAUGUUUUUAGAUUUUGCUCAAGUGCCUAGCAAUUUCUUUGAUGGAAAACCUCCGUGGUACAGAGGAUUGCUUUAUGUUAUCAUAUCAAUUUUACCAAUAUCAAUUUGUCCUGGAAUAUCUACAUUCUUUGGAUCUGGCUUAGUAUUUAUCACUGGAUGUUUGUAUGGAAUUAUGGCUUUAGGGAAAAAAGCACCUGUUGAGCAAAUGAGGAUGAAAGCAUCAAGUUCAUACAACUUGCUUCAAAAUUCUCGUGCUGCUGGAGAUGUCGAAACGGGAUCCACAAUGCCAAAAUCUACAGAACCCCCUAGGUCUGGAGUAAUUUAGCCAGAAUAUUAGUGAAAUUUAGUGAUUUUAAAAAAACGAAAUUGAUGUGCGAUGCCCGAUUCCAUUGUUGUGUAAGAAAUGGCUAGAGAAAGAAUGCUUGUUGUUUAAUGGAAUUCAAAAUAUAAGUGUUUUUAUUAGUGUUUCAUUCUGUAUAAAAUCACAAAGAUCCAUAAUUUAACUUGAAAUAUGUUUUACGUCCACUUUGUGAUAAGUCCUAAUUUAUUUCAAGUGCAACUGAAUAUCAUAGUGUGGCAGUGUGCUGUUUGUGAAAUAAUUACUCUUCAUCCAUGACUAAAUGGCCACAUCCUGAUUGGUUAGAAAAUUAGAAGAUGCAUGUAUUAUUGCGUUUAUAAGCAGUUCAGUGUGCAUAAGGUAGUGCUGUUCUCAAUAAUUGAAAUGUAUAAGUGAGAGAGUAACGUGUAUGUACAUAGACAUAUAUUAAAAAUUGAUGUAAAUGUGUCUCCAACUAAUCAGAUUUAAGUAGCCAAAUAGUUGAAUUUUACAAUUUAAACAUGACUUGUAACAUGUAGAAACAUAUUUUUUUUAAUUAUUUUUUUUUGUUUAAUGAUGAUCAAAAACUAUUUCUCAAGAGUAGUUUGCAGCAAAUUUAUUUUUGGAAGUGUUUAUGCUAGUGCUAUUUUUCCCAGAAGUUUUUGUUUUCUUUCUUCAUCUUUGAUCAACAUGGAGCAAGAAAAAUUGAAUUUAGACAGCAGUGAAAUUGUAUUUUAAUUUUAAAAGUUGAAAUAUACUUUUAGUAUUUUAUUAUCAGAAUGAACUUCUUUAUAACUAAGAACUGUAGCCAAGAGAAUAAAACCUGAAAUUGAUAUUUUUACAUUCCAUUUUUCAAAAACUGUAGAAAGAAUUUUAUAUUAUUGGCAACUAGGUAAUUGUUCCUUGUAAGUAUUUUUAUUAUUUUACUGAAAUCUAUUCUAAGUAUGCAGAAAAUUCGGAAGUGUCUUAUGGUUUUCAAUUUAUAACUUAGGCUAUUUUCAUUAUGAAUCUACUCUCAAGAUCCACAAAUAAUCGAAACUUUUUGCAAGUGACAAUAUUUUCGAUAAAUAUCAUGGAUUUUGAUAUUCCAUAUUUUUGAAAAUUGGAAUGAAAUAAAAAGCCUAUCUGUUGAUAUUUACUCUAAAAAUUUCAAUGCACUUCAUUUUGCAUGAAAUCUCUAUAAAAACCUAUUUUAUUUUGAACUCUUCACUAAGCCAGACUCCAUAUGAUAAAAUACUCUGGUAGAAAUAUUUUUUAAAUCCAUACAAAUUAUAAAAUACUCAUGAAAAUUCUAAUACAGAAAACUGAUGAAGAAAUCGGUCGAGUUUGGUUUUUACCUUAGUUGGAGUCGAUAGUCUCAUUUUUUUCAUGAUAUGGCUGAUAGCACUAUAAGUUAUCUGCAUAUAAGUGGAAAAUAUACUUUCUGAACUUUUGAUAGGAAAAGGGUUUUUGAUGCUUUAUGUUUAACAGCUUUUAUAUGUUAAUUUUAUAUUUUUAUACUUUAUCACUACUAGUACAUAUUGUCAUUACUUGUAAAAUGUUUGUUUAUAUUAUCUGAAAUGUGACUGCAGAUAUUGUAAUUUUUUGGGAAGUUUUAAAUUUCCAUCAAUAUUUUAAUGAAAAUGUAUAUAUGUUAAAUUAAUAAAGUUAUGCCCAGUAUGAAGUUGGGUUAACU
Messenger RNA from Uloborus diversus, 2327 nucleotides. It is a transcript of the gene fwe, whose product is annotated as calcium channel flower-like. The coding region runs from base 104 to 661 and encodes 185 amino acids. Gene Ontology annotation, biological process: vesicle-mediated transport. The record is from RefSeq and is a predicted model, not a curated record. Lineage: Eukaryota; Metazoa; Arthropoda; Arachnida; Araneae; Uloboridae. The transcript is spliced from 5 exons. Gene Ontology annotation, cellular component: membrane.